AUGUACCCAUGUAGAUCUUCCCCCUCAAGAUCUUAUGGCGAUUUUGAGGAAGAAUGGAUCAAACUAGGAGAGGAGUCGUAUGUAGGGAUCUUUGAGUCAGGAAAUUCUCCAGAUGACCCUUACGAGCCCAAAGUUAAAACUGGAGUAAAAAGGAAAAUAAGUGAGUCUGAAGACUCGCUUAUUCUGACCCGGAGAAAAAUGAGCAAAACCACAGAAGAAAAUGACGAUGUGUUCCCUUUUAAAAACCAAGAAAUUGAGAAAGAAGACAUCGUUUUAACGAAAUUUAGGAGGGACAACCCAACAAAAUAUAAAGCCUUGGAAGGCAGAUUUUUGGGAAAUAGCCCCGCAUCUCCCAUCUCUAUUGCUUCCAGCCCCCCUGCAUCGCCCAAAAACUGCAACAUGCCAUCCAACCCACCCUUGCCAAUCUAUAGCCCAUCAUCGCCCAGCGACGUGUCAUCCAACACUGCAUUGCAAAUCAGCGUACCAGAAUUGAACUCGAUCUCUAACCUUCCAACACCUGAUCACAACUUAACACCAUCCAGAAAUACAACAGUGCCCCAAACAACUCCCGCGCAAACCUCUGGGCAGUAUCCACUCAAGGCGGAGCUAAGCGCUCUCUGCGAACUCGUGGAUUCAGUUCGUGUGGACCUUUUACAAACCUCGAUGAUUGUUAACUACAUUCAGGCUUAUAAUUAA
Magallana angulata is the source of this 696-nucleotide messenger RNA. RefSeq lists its product as uncharacterized. The record is from RefSeq and is a predicted model, not a curated record. Lineage: Eukaryota; Metazoa; Mollusca; Bivalvia; Ostreida; Ostreidae. The transcript has 4 exons. The coding region runs from base 1 to 696 and encodes 231 amino acids.